AAUAUUAAUAAAAAUUGCUUUUAUAUUUACAGAAUACUGACUGCAAUAUGGUAUAUGUACAACACACACCGGAUAUUUGCAAUUUCUUGGGACUUUCAGCAUCAGACAGUAUUCCGUCAACUAAACUAAUUAAUACAAAAUCAGGCAAUGAUAAUUCAACUAAAGCUAGUGCUGAUACUGGUGAACAUCCUGCAGAAAAAACUGGCUCUAUUGGGGCAAUAUUGGCUGGCAUAUUAUCGGUAACCUUCUUUGUUGCCGUCAUUGGUGUUUUAGCCUUUUCACCAGAACGUCGAAAUAGUAUCAAAAGUCUAUUUAGACGCAGCACCUCUGCGGUAAGAUAUUCAAGAGUACGAAUGAAUGAGGAAGCUAAUUUACUAUUGGAACCAAAUGGUGAAUUUACAGACAGCGAUGACGAUAUGUUACUUUAGAUAAUUUGAAAUAAAUGGUGUAGUGAUUAAUUAGCAUGUAUAUACAUUUAUAUAAUAUAUAUAUAUGUAUGUAUAUAUAAGUAUAUAGGAAGAGGGCACUGAGUUUUUAUGCAAAUGGCAACAUAUUUUUUUAAAACUAAGACGAAAAUAAAAACACCAAAGAGUAUAUAUUCUAAAAGGAAAAAAAUGAAAUCUAUGAUCUUUAUAGUUAACCUCGUAUAUGUAUAUAAAUAUUUUGAAAAUUUGUAAACCACCAUAUACAUACUAUUAUAUCUUAAU
Messenger RNA from Teleopsis dalmanni, 707 nucleotides. RefSeq lists its product as uncharacterized. NCBI's taxonomy places the organism in Eukaryota, Metazoa, Arthropoda, Insecta, Diptera, Diopsidae. Bases 48 to 428 code for a protein of 126 amino acids. The transcript has 3 exons. The record is from RefSeq and is a predicted model, not a curated record.